GAAAAAAUUGAAGUGUCAAACGGGACUCUUAUUAUAUAAAUAAGGUAACAAGACUUGUUAGUGAUUGUGAAUCAAUAGAAGAUAACAAUAUUCAGAAUGAACUCGAAUCUAUAUAUUCUUACAAAAUAUAUAAUUGCAUUUUUAAUUCUUGUGCCUUCAAUAUGUGCUGAUGAUUCAAAACAAUUAGAGGCUUUUAAAACCCAGAAAGUUAGUCCAGAUGUUGUGGCAAAUGUACCCGAGAAAAAGCUGGAAGUAAAAUUCAAGUCCAACAAAGAUGUUGAUUUUGGUAAUGAAUUAACUCCAACGCAAGUCCUUCAGGAACCACAAGUAACAUAUGAUGCAGACAAUAAAUCAUACUACACUUUGAUAUUUACUGAUCCAGAUGCUCCUAGUAGAACAAAUCCAAAAGCAAGGGAAUGGAUGCAUUGGUUGGUUGUCAAUAUUCCAGGUUCCAAAAUAUCCGAAGGUGAAAUAAUAAACAAUUAUAUAGGAUCAGCUCCUCCGAAAGGAUCCGGUCUCCACAGAUAUGUAUUCUUGUUGUACAAACAACCAGAGAAACUGAAGUUUACUGAGCCUAAGCAUGGUCCCACUGAUGGAAAUCGUGGAAAAUUCAACACUGAAACUUUUGCUAAGAAGUAUAAUUUAGGCAGCCCUAUUGCUGGUAAUUUCUUUCAAGCUAAAUGGGAUGAUUCUGUACCUGCUACUCAUAAGAAACUCGGUUUUUAAUUUGUUUUUUUUUCAAAAUAUCUUUAUUUUGAAUAAAUUGUAUUCGUGAAUUGUUUAUAGUUUAUAAUGUUUAUUACUUUUUGAAUUGGAGCUUCAAAUAUUACAGAGCGAGUGCCAAGGCUACUCCAAUUGUAGUGUUAGUAUUUAUUUUUAACAGUAAUUACAAAUUAAAAGUAAAGAAAGCACAAAA
Messenger RNA from Diorhabda sublineata, 916 nucleotides. RefSeq names its product protein D2-like. The transcript has 3 exons. Bases 97 to 726 code for a protein of 209 amino acids. Lineage: Eukaryota; Metazoa; Arthropoda; Insecta; Coleoptera; Chrysomelidae. The record is from RefSeq and is a predicted model, not a curated record.